CAAAGUACAUUUCAAAAUACUUUAAACGCCAAGCCAAGCCCUCUGCGCAUUUUAACGAUCUCUCGGUAAUUUGUCAGCGUGUGACAAAAUUAAACAGAGUGCCUUAAUAUAUUGUUUUUGAAUUUCUAUCACGAAUCUAACGGAACGGACCGAUGUUCUUGCGUUAUCAGGCAUCACAACGUUGACAUGUCUUAUGUAAUCAAUUAAGCAAGAAAAAUAAGACGCUGCCGUGUAUACGUGUAUCUGUUAAUCCCUGAGAGAACAGAUCAGGAAGACUAAAGGUGCCAUUUGGACAAAGCGGAGACGACACAUUUGAACAUUUUGAGUGAUUAGGUAUGCUAAUUUACAAUCGCAGAACUACGCCACGGCCACAUGAACGAUAACCUCGCAACUGGACAAUCAAUGUGAAGAAUCAUGAAUAUUCUGCCGUGGAAAAGCGGAUCGAUGUCGUCAGUUCAUUUACCGCAAAUUUUGCCGGAUUAACAGAUGAUUGCGUGCGUAAAGCCGUGUAAGAACAAGAGCAAAACGCUGUAGCCUUUCAAGGGACAGUUUAAAGUUUAACUAAGUCGAUCUUGGUCGGAGUUAUCGCCAGAUUUACGAUGCAGGAUAACGGGAAAUUUCGCUUCUGCGACAAUAGAAGCGAAGCUACAAGUCCGAAAGCAGGGGGAAGAGACGGCGAUCGCAUUAUUAUAAAUGUCGGGGGGCAUAAACAUGAAACGCACUUGAGUACAUUGCGAAAUUUUCCCGACACAAGGCUUUCGUGGAUGGUUGAAAGCCCGUUAACUAAGGCCUCCAACUCGUCGGACGAUGGAAAGCCGGUGGAGUACUUUUUCGAUCGGCAUCCAGGGGUCUUUGUACAUGUCUUAAACUACUACCGUACCGGGAAGUUACACUGUCCCGCGGAUGUGUGCGGUCCUCUAUUUGAGGAAGAGCUAAAUUUUUGGGGCAUCGAUGAGCUUCAGAUGGAACCGUGUUGUUGGUCCACGUACACAAGACAUCGCGAUGCCCAGGCAUUUGAGAAGGUCUUCACGGUCAACACGACCCAUCAGGAGGACGACGUAUCCGAAGGGGAGCCGAGCGGCAUUGGAGGAAACCAACGACAACCACUCUGGUACGGAAGAUACAAAGAAAAACUUUGGGGUAUGUUGGAAAAACCGUAUUCUUCAAAGAGCGCACAGAUACUUGCCUUGGUGUCCCUUGUGGUCAUCAUCACAUCCGUUGUGACAUUUUGCCUGGAGUCUAUUCCAGCAUUGGACCCAUACAAAAGAACAUUCCAAAUCCUUGACUACGUUUACUGCGCAGUCUUCACGUUGGACUUCCUCGCUCGUGUGUCGUCCUGUCCUGACCUGGGCGCGUUCUUUCGUAGCGCAUUGACGUGGUGUGACAUCAUGUCCGUUUUACCUUUCUACACGAACAUGAUUUGGACGGUUAAUUACCUCAACGUGGUCCUGGUCGUUCGCCUCUUUCGAAUAUUCAGGCUGUUCCGUUUUUUUCGCUUUAUGAGCGGUAUGCAAGUGAUAGGACACACACUGAGAGCCAGUGCCCGAGAACUGCUGUUGCUGGUACUCAUACUGCUCAUUCCAAUGGUUAUCUUCUCAAGUCUCUUAUUCUACACAGAGAAGGAAUUUGAUGGUGAUCCACGUUUCCAAAGCAUUCCAGAUUCAUUCUGGUGGGCAGUCAUUACCAUGACAACUGUAGGUUAUGGUGAUAUGUAUCCAAGAACAGCAUUGGGACGAUUCAUUGGAACAAUGUGUGCGUGUUCCGGUGUACUAAUCGUUGCGCUGCCUGUAUCGGUCAUCGGCAGUAAUUUUUCCCUAUUUUACUCCCACGCACAAGCUCAGCUCAAGCUUCCGCGUAAGAGAAAGCAACCGGUUUUAGUUGGCGCUGCAAGUGCAUUGAUGUCGACGGUGGAGCCCGAGUUGGCGUCGUCCUCCGGCACCGAUUCCGACUCCGCAUGCGAUAGCGCCUCUGAAGCAAAGUGCAAACCUGGCAGCAAGUGUUUGCUGAACCGAGCAGCAAGCGCCAAAGACGUGCAAGUUGAGGUGGAAACCAUAGAACUGCGGCGAAAAAUGACACCAGAUGCGAGACCACCUUGGUACCAAAAUAAAUACAAAUACGAAAGUACCCACAGCUCCCGCAGCUUGGAGAGUAAGCAUGGAGGGGUGUUUUCUUGUGGAAGCCCUGAAAUGGGUCUUGAAAAAGGCCUCAAAGCCAUGGGUGACAUCAUGCUUAACAUUGCAGCGCCAAUGCAGAGACGAAUGGCGAUAUCUGGUGUUUCUCUUGUUAACUCGCCCUCUCUUCGCCGAAGCAAUAGUGGCAAAAGGCGGUCAAGAUCGAAGUCGGGCGACUCCUUACGAAAGCGUGCCUACACAACGGGCUCAGACAACGGAAGAAUUGAGGGUUUUGGCGAUCUAGGGCAAGGUAAACGUAACGUGGAAAAUGAUCCGGGCAACGAUUUGCUCUAUACGAACAGAUCUUUGACGCCGAAGUCAGAUGUUUACCAGUCACAAACGUCUGAAAGUGACGUCAUGAAAUCCGGUGAAGAGCAACCUACUGUUGUUGAAGUGAAAACUGGCUCUGAAAUACAACGCUCCAAUGAUACCGAAGACAGGAGUGACUCAUCCUGUCCUGAGAUACAGCCAUUACUGCAAGGUCCUCCUGUACUGCACAAAAACCAAACAAGAAGCAUGCAAAAUAUCAACCGGGCAAAGGAUAGCGAUGGAAGGCAAAGUGCUGAUGUUGAACGCUCCGGAAGACGUGCUCAAACGCCCGAGUUCAGCGAUACCCCGAGACCCUUGGAUUAUAACAAACUUUCACCAUGGUAUACCAAAACGAACAGUGGAGAAAAAAAUGGUCCUGGGUUUCCAAGGUUUGGCAGGAGAAGAAGUGCCACAAUUAACAUAUGCAAUGUAUAAGAAAGGGAAACUAUCAUUAUGCACGGUACUUCACCGUGGCUGAAAGUAGAGUAGAGAGUAGUUUACCUCAAAUGUAUCUUAAGCCGGCCAUAAUAGGCGCUGGUCUUCUUAAACGUCUCAAGACUCAAGACAAUACUUUUAAGAUACAGUUAUUGCUGCGAAGAAAUUGCAAAAGGGUCGAUGCCCUCUGCCUCUGGUGUCUAAUCAGUAACUGUUUGUCACUUAUAUGGCUCUUGAUACUGAGACAUGAUUACGUUUGGUUAAUUCACAAAAGGUAAUCCACAAAUUUCAGGUAUAAUGGCUCGUAGACUGAUAUUAUAGCCCUCAACAUGGAUACAAGCUGAGAGCAAACGCAUCCAACAGCGAGAAGUUUACAGAGAUUUGAUAUUUGAGUUUGCAUGAGAAUGCUGAAAUAUGUUUAUUUAUUUAUUUAAAAAAAUGUCUAUAUUGUGUCCUUAUUAGAAGGUGACACUAUGGCAUGGCAUAGGGAAAUUGUUCUGGUAAAUAUUGUCAAUAUUAUAUCAAUGUUAUUUUUUUUAAUAAAGUGUAAAAUUGAG
Messenger RNA from Dendronephthya gigantea, 3472 nucleotides. Its product is annotated as potassium voltage-gated channel subfamily C member 1-like. Gene Ontology annotation, molecular function: protein binding; delayed rectifier potassium channel activity. Gene Ontology annotation, biological process: protein homooligomerization; potassium ion transmembrane transport. The record is from RefSeq and is a predicted model, not a curated record. Gene Ontology annotation, cellular component: voltage-gated potassium channel complex; membrane. Bases 600 to 2915 code for a protein of 771 amino acids. NCBI's taxonomy places the organism in Eukaryota, Metazoa, Cnidaria, Anthozoa, Malacalcyonacea, Nephtheidae. The transcript is spliced from 5 exons.